CUGGUUGGAUAGCGCUUAAUCACAUGCGGGCAUUAUUACGCGCUGCAUCGGGAAUCGAGCUGUCUGUCAUGCUUUGACCGUGUUGCACUUGCAGACAUUUCAGUUACUCCGUAUAACGGUCUCACGACGAACCUGUGCGGUGAGCUCAGCUCCGUGUGACAGUGUGUCGUGACGUGACAUCACAUCACAGGUGCCAUGGAAGACUCGAUCGAGGUCAUCCUCCAGGACCACAGCGCCAAGUACCUGCACCGUUACCCGGACAACCACGCGCUGGCCGCCGGGUCGGGCGCGCUGCUGGCCGGUUGCUAUGGGCUGUGGGCGAUGUUCGUCCUCCCGGGCUUCCGGAGGGUGCCUCUGAGGCUGAAGGUACCCUACUUGCCUUCGAGCGUGGAACAGACUGCAAAUGUCAUGAAACUUCUGCAGGGACGGCAGGGCGCUCUGGCUGACCUGGGAUCAGGCGAUGGAAGACUGGUGAGUCUCGAACCUGUGCUCGGCGAACCGCAGGUGCUGGCGGCGUGCUCCCAGGGGUUCCGCUGCACCGGGUUCGAGGUGAACCCCGUCCUGCUCGCCUACUCCCGAGCCAGGGCUCGCUGGAGCGGGGUCCCCGCCGGCCACGCUCGCUUCGUCAACCAGGACUUCUGGAAGACGGAUCUUUCCGGGUACAGCAACGUGACGGCGUUUUUGGCCCCUGGAGUGAUGCAGGCGCUGGAGGAGAAGCUCCUGGCGGAGCUCCCUGACGACGGGCGCGUCGUCGCCUGUCGCUUCCCCUUCCCGCGCUGGACCCCCUCCCACACCGAGGGCUCCGGGCUCGACCGGGUCUGGGCCUAUGACGUCAUCGCCGUCCGCAAGCCCCGCCCCCAAAACCCUGCCGCCUGAACCCGUCGCAGAAAAACCCGGCACCAGUGAAAACAAACGCUCAGUUACGGUGAUGUGCCUGCUGGAGAAUUAAUUACACAUUUGUUCAUGCUGGAUGAUGCUGCAUCAAAGUUUGUUUUCUUCCACAUGUGUAAAAGCUUUCUUUUUUUUCUUUUCUUUUUUUUUUCUUUUCUUUUUUUUUUUUUUUACUUUUCUUGGCAUACCAUUUUAUAAACAUUUUCACACCGUACAGCUUUAAUUUCUGUACAUGUUAAGAUCUAUAAACAGGAUAUUUUACAAUUAUAUAUACACCAAACUCCAGUAAAUUAUAUGUUCAAUGUUGAGUGAAAACCUAGAAAUAAAAAUAAUCCUUCUGACUGAAGAUGUGCUAAACAUCUGUCUGACAUUCAGAACAAAAAUAAAUACAUAUUUGCAA
Messenger RNA from Anguilla anguilla (European eel), 1291 nucleotides. RefSeq lists its product as uncharacterized. Gene Ontology annotation, molecular function: protein-lysine N-methyltransferase activity. Gene Ontology annotation, biological process: peptidyl-lysine trimethylation; regulation of mitochondrial ATP synthesis coupled proton transport; positive regulation of proton-transporting ATP synthase activity, rotational mechanism. NCBI's taxonomy places the organism in Eukaryota, Metazoa, Chordata, Actinopteri, Anguilliformes, Anguillidae. The transcript has 6 exons. Gene Ontology annotation, cellular component: mitochondrion. The record is from RefSeq and is a predicted model, not a curated record. Bases 196 to 876 code for a protein of 226 amino acids.